AUGUAUGUUGAUUUUAAGAUUAAAGUUGUAAAGACUAAGGAUCGAAAGCCCACAUACCAUCUCUUGAUCUCUGACGAUAGUCAAGAUCACAAAGAUGAUACUGUGAAUCAUAAAUUUUAUGAUUACUUGACUUUGGAUCCGCAAACGGAAGCCAGGUGGCUCGAGGAUUUACCCGAUGGCGUCAUUGGACAAUUUUGGUAUGACGAACAUUGGAAGACUAAUGUACACGAGGCUAAUCCAUAUGUACGAGAUGGUGGCUGGAAGUUUCACCGAUUCAAACAUGAUAAGCAUACUGCCGACACGGAACAAACGUUAGCAGAAGUAUGGAAUAGGAUUCUCAAUGCUGUACCACGAGACAUGUUGGAAGAUCGGGUUAAUGUUAUAAGGGAUAACUGGAAGCGACGGCAGUCUAACAAACCUGGUGGUCUACGAGCACCAUCAACUCCCCUCUUACAAACCCCUACUGCCACGCAGACCAGCUACUUUCUGGAUACCGGUCCGUCAUCGCAUUCUGAUCACGGUCAACUCGUUUCGCCGUCAGAAUCUCUUCAACCGCCGCCACACGAUUCGCGUCAACCUUUGGCCCUGCGUCAAGAUAAUUCCGACAGUAGUGAACCAUCAGAGACCCUAGAGUCAUCUCGACGGCCUCAACAAAUUCUAUCGACAAUAACAUCUGAAAAUAACGAAUUAUUCUCGGAAGAACGAUUUACAUCAUUCAAUUCAAGUAUCGAGUCGCUGGAACGACAAAUAACUCCUGAAAAUGAUCAUUUUGAAGAUUCAAGUAGCAUGAUCCAAAAAUCUGGUUCCGGUUCACCCGCAGAAUCGCAGAAAAAGAAUGUCAGCGUCACAUCUUUUCCGUCUUUUGAAUGUUCGGUACCAUUAGGUCACCAAAAUGGUCAUCAAGAUCGACAAGUUGACCCCUCGACUACCAAGCAAUCGCGAUCUGUCGAAUUUCAUAAAAGCAAUUCAUUCUCACAAGAGCAGCUGGUCCCUGCAAUAUCUUUUGAACUGCGAUCAAGUCAGCAUUUAUCAUCAUCACAAGGACGAAAUAGUUCUUAUGAAAUGCGGGAUUCGACUGAAAAGAAAGAAAUCUUCGGUAGCCACUCGCCAAAUGAAAAUAUCACUACUCCACCAUCACAACUUGACCGCUGUCGUGAGACAUUCCAAAAACAACCUUUAUUGGAUAUAAACGAAUCUCAGGAACAUCUUAAUUCUCACGAAAUCCGAGAUUAUGAAAAGAAGGAAGUCACUGUCAAUCGUCAGCCAGACGAGAAUAGCAAUUUUUCAUUUAAGAC
Molecule: messenger RNA, 1295 nt
Organism: Acaulospora colombiana
Lineage: Eukaryota; Fungi; Glomeromycota; Glomeromycetes; Diversisporales; Acaulosporaceae
Source: the annotation of a GenBank genome assembly